UAAUGAAUGAGAACAGCAGGGAAUUACGUUCAUGUUGGUUACGUGACGUGACAUGGUAUCAGAGCAUACCCAGGGUUAAGGUUUUUCAGGUUUUGGCUUCUCUCUUUUUGAUUUUUUCGUGUUCUUCAUCAUGUCUGGUGCUUCCGAUGAGUCCGUGUCGAGCCCACCGGAGCACGGGCUGUCGAACACGGCGCAAGUUCACGUGCAACGGCGCACGAUAUCUCCGUAUGAUAUCACCGCCAAUGAUAAUCCCGGUAAUUUAAUCUCUCAUACGUUGUUGAAGGAACACAAUUACAGUGAUUGGUCUCGGGAUAUUCGUACGGCUUUACGAUCGAGAAAGAAAUUUGGGUUCGUUGAUGGCUCGAUUCCUAGACCCUCCCCGGAUUCGGAGGACUUGGAUGAUUGGUGGACUAUCAACUCCCUUAUCGUGUCAUGGAUACGAAACACGAUCGAUGCUUCCCUUCGUCCGAACAUCCCGAGUACCGAAGUUGCUGCAGAUCUGUGGACUGAGCUGGCAACCCAAUUUUCGGCAUCCAAUGGCGCUCGGAUGCAGUCCCUAAAGUCUGAACUCGCUAGCUGUCGUCAACAUGGUAUGUCUGUGGCUACGUAUUUCGGCAAGUUACGGAAGUUGUGGGAUGAGAUCGCAUUAUACGAAAAGAUUCCGACGUGUUCGUGCGGCGGCUGUCAGUGUCGCCUAUCCGACAUCCUGUUUAAACAACGGGAAGAAGAUAAAACUCAUCAAUUUUUGCUCGGACUUGAUGAUACUAUCUUUGGUACGGUAUCUUCGAGUCUGCUGUCGCAAACCCCUCUUCCGUCGCUAGCCAGUGUGUACUCCACAGUACAGCAGGAGGAAUCCAAACGUGCGGCGAUCAGGGCUAAGGAAGACCGUUCAGAUGUCAUGGCAUUGUCUGUCCAACCGGAUUUCCAAGCACGUGUUCGGUCUGAUUCCAAGGAUAAAUCGUCUUCUUGCACGCACUGUGGCCGUGCUGGUCACUCCGUUGACUCCUGCUUUGAGAUUCACGGGUUUCCAGAUUGGUGGUCCGAGCGUGGCGGUCGUGGCAAGCAUGCUCGAGGUCGUGGCGGUCGGAAUUCAGGACGUGGACGUGGUCAAUCUGUUCGUGCAAAUGCUGCCCAAACUUCCGCUACAGGGCCUCAGCCGAAACAAAGUCAUCUUGCCUCGAAUCCGGGUAGUCUCGGCCUGUCUGGUAUUACUCCUGAUCAAUGGAAGACGCUAGUUGAGCUUGUGAAUGCGACGCGAGUCGGGCCUACAGACACUACUUCAGGUUUGCCAGACGGCAAGCAUGUUUCGUCGGUUCAGACGGGAACCGUAUGGUUGACAGAUCA
Molecule: messenger RNA, 1344 nt
Organism: Tarenaya hassleriana
Lineage: Eukaryota; Viridiplantae; Streptophyta; Magnoliopsida; Brassicales; Cleomaceae
Exons: 2
Source: RefSeq, a predicted model, not a curated record